AUCUUAUUUAUUUAUCUAUUUACUGCUGCGUGAAACAGGCAAACAGCAGUUGUGUUAAUAUUUUUAUGUAAUUUGAAAAACUUGAUUUUGUCGAAGUAGAGUUUAGUUCUUUCUUCCCUCAACAAAACGGAGUAAACCUACUGUCACUGGAAAAGAAUGGCGGAAUGUAAACCUCUGAGUCCUGAGGAAGUAAGUGCAGCUUGUGCACAGGCUUCACCUGAGACCAAAGACUUUCUCUUUCAACAAACAAUGUAUCGAAUUAAGGAUCCAAAAGCCAGCCUAGAUUUUUAUACCAGAGUACUGGGCAUGUGCUUACUGAAGCAAUUUAACUUUGAUGAAAUGAAAUUCUCAUUGUUCUUUAUGGGAUAUGAAAACCCAAAUGAUAUACCUGGUGAUGAGAAAGAUAGAGCUAGGUGGGCUUUAUCUAGAAAAGCAACUUUAGAGCUGACACAUAAUUGGGGAACUGAAUCUGAUCCAGAAUUCAAGUAUCAUAAUGGAAAUUCUGAACCUAAGGGAUUUGGCCAUAUUGGAAUAAUGGUACCAGAUGUUGAUGCUGCAUGUGAAAGAUUUGCAAAUCUUGGGGUACAAUUUGUCAAAAAACCAAACGAUGGUAAAAUGAAGGGCAUUGCUUUCAUCAAGGAUCCUGAUGGCUAUUGGAUCGAGAUAUUUAAUAAUAACCUUGACAUCUGAAUAACUCAGCGCUUGAAGCUGUGGAAACAGUCAAAUAUAUAUCAUGGUUGGUUAUUGUGUGAUAAUCAAAUAUAAAAAAUAUUGAAAUGAACAGCGUGUGAUUGAGUUCUUUUUCAUAAAUGUCUAAAUAAAACUAUAUAAUUGGUGGAAAAUAGAA
This is a messenger RNA of Daphnia carinata, 847 nucleotides long. It is a transcript of the gene Glo1, whose product is annotated as lactoylglutathione lyase-like. Lineage: Eukaryota; Metazoa; Arthropoda; Branchiopoda; Diplostraca; Daphniidae. Bases 157 to 690 code for a protein of 177 amino acids. The record is from RefSeq and is a predicted model, not a curated record. The transcript is spliced from 6 exons. Gene Ontology annotation, molecular function: lactoylglutathione lyase activity; metal ion binding.